Messenger RNA from Manihot esculenta (cassava), 1882 nucleotides. Its product is annotated as methylmalonate-semialdehyde dehydrogenase [acylating], mitochondrial. Gene Ontology annotation, biological process: thymine catabolic process; L-valine catabolic process. Bases 138 to 1754 code for a protein of 538 amino acids. Gene Ontology annotation, cellular component: mitochondrion. Lineage: Eukaryota; Viridiplantae; Streptophyta; Magnoliopsida; Malpighiales; Euphorbiaceae. Gene Ontology annotation, molecular function: methylmalonate-semialdehyde dehydrogenase (acylating, NAD+) activity; malonate-semialdehyde dehydrogenase (acetylating, [NAD(P)+]) activity. The record is from RefSeq and is a predicted model, not a curated record. The transcript has 20 exons.
CCAACGGUCAGAUUCUAACAAGGCACUCUUCAAAAGCCACACUUCUCUUGAUCUCUCUAUCUCGCUGACUCUCUGCGUAGGAAGUGUAUGAACAAAUCAGAGGAAGAAAGAGAGAAGGAGAAGGAAAAAAAGCAAAAAUGAUGUUAUUUUCAAUUCAACGAGUGAGAAAUCUGAGGGCCUUUUGUCCUCAGAUCCAUGCUCUGAGGAGCUCUCAUUUUUCUACUGCUGCUCAGCCUUCUUCCAGCCAGAGAAAACCUCUGAGGGUUCCAAAUUUUAUUGGGGGGACAUUUGUUGAUUCACAAUCAUCUUCAACCAUUGAUGUGAUAAACCCUGCAACACAAGAAGUUGUAUCUCAAGUUCCUUUGACUACAGAUGAAGAGUUCAGAGAUGCAGUGUCUGCUGCAAAGCAGGCUUUUCCAUCUUGGCGUAACACACCAGUUACGACUCGCCAACGCAUUAUGUUUAAGCUUCAGGAGCUUAUUCGUAGAGACAUUGAUAAGCUUGCGAUGAAUAUUACGGCUGAACAGGGGAAGACUUUGAAGGAUGCACAUGGUGAUGUGUUCCGUGGGCUUGAGGUUGUAGAACAUGCUUGUGGAAUGGCAACUCUGCAAAUGGGCGAGUACGUCCCUAAUGUGUCAAAUGGAAUUGAUACCUAUAGCAUUAGAGAGCCACUUGGUGUGUGUGCUGGGAUUUGCCCUUUCAAUUUUCCUGCAAUGAUUCCAUUAUGGAUGUUCCCUCUUGCAGUUACAUGUGGUAAUACCUUUCUCUUAAAGCCAUCAGAGAAAGAUCCAGGGGCCUCUAUAAUGCUCGCAGAGUUAGCAGUGGAAGCUGGUCUGCCUAAUGGUGUCUUAAACAUUGUUCAUGGUACCAAUGAUAUUGUUAAUGCUAUUUGCGAUGAUGAUGACAUCAAAGCUGUAUCUUUUGUUGGUUCCAAUACUGCUGGCAUGCACAUAUAUGCAAGAGCAUCAGCUAAAGGGAAACGUGUUCAGUCCAACAUGGGAGCCAAGAAUCAUGCGAUUGUCUUGCCUGAUGCAAACGUGGAUGCUGCUUUAAAUGCCCUAGUUGCCGCUGGUUUUGGCGCUGCUGGACAACGGUGCAUGGCAUUGAGCACAGUGGUUUUCGUUGGAGAUUCACAAUCCUGGGAGAAGAAACUGGUGGAACGUGCAAAAGCUCUGAAAGUAAAUGCUGGAACAGUGCCCGAUGCAGAUUUGGGUCCAGUGAUUAGCAAACAGGCCAAGGAACGAAUACACAGAUUAAUUCAAAGUGGUAUCGAAAGUGGAGCCAAACUACUGCUUGAUGGAAGAAAUAUAGUGGUUCCGGGGUAUGAGCAGGGUAAUUUUAUUGCUCCUACUAUCUUAUCAGAGGUCACAGCUGAUAUGGAGUGUUACAAGGAGGAAAUCUUUGGGCCAGUUCUUCUAUGCAUGAAGGCUGAAAGCUUUGAAGAAGCGAUUGACAUUGUCAACAGGAAUAAAUAUGGCAAUGGAGCUGCCAUAUUUACUACGUCUGGUGCAGCCUCAAGGAAAUUCCAGACUGAGAUAGAGGCUGGACAGGUUGGAAUCAAUGUUCCUAUACCAGUUCCAUUGCCCUUUUUCUCAUUUACUGGUUCCAAGGCAUCUUUUACAGGAGAUCUCAAUUUCUAUGGAAAGGCUGGAGUAAACUUUUUCACCCAAAUCAAAACAAUAACUCAACAAUGGAAGGAUUUGCCUGCUGGCAGUGGAGUUUCCUUGGCAAUGCCAACAUCACAGAAGAUUUAGUUUUUUUGUUCUCUUGCUUCCUGGUAGCUAAUUCUACAGGAAGAUCCGAGAAAAGUAAAACCAGUAAGUGACCACUUUCUGGGUAUCUGAGAUCGAAUUGUUCUCAAGUGCUUGAAUGGAAGCACAUC